Molecule: messenger RNA, 1299 nt
Organism: Rosa chinensis
Lineage: Eukaryota; Viridiplantae; Streptophyta; Magnoliopsida; Rosales; Rosaceae
Product: septum-promoting GTP-binding protein 1
Exons: 6
Coding region: 178-1020 (280 amino acids)
Molecular function (GO): GTP binding; GTPase activity
Source: RefSeq, a predicted model, not a curated record
GUCAACUGUCCCUCCCUCCAUACUAGCGAAGCUUAGCUACUCAGUCGCCUUCGGACCUUUCCUAGCAUUGGGUAUUGGGUUAGUUAAAAACCUCUUCACGUAUCUAAAACCAAAGACCAAACACAAAAACAUUGAAGCUAGCUAUGAAAAAAUUACAGCAGCCUAAUCUGAGUUUCCAUGGCCAGAAGUAUACGUGAAGCUAUUGCAAAGAUGACGCAACUGGUUUGCCGGAAAAUAGUUCACAUAAACUUCCGGUGGAGUGUUCUAGACAGGGUUUCGAUUAUCCGGGAGUUUUUCCGGUUCAUUUGGGAUAAAAUUCUUGUCUGUUCGGUCGGGAGGCAAAGAAUCCGGUACCGGAGAUUGACAAGAGGAGAGUCUUCGUCGCCGCCGCCGGAGGCCAUAGAAGCGGCUUUGCCGACGACGAGUAGUUAUGAGUGUACGGAUGAGGAUUUGGUGAGGUUGAAGAUCAGUUUGUUGGGUGAUUGCCAGAUUGGAAAGACAAGCUUUAUGAUUAAAUAUGUUGGGGAUGAGCAAGAAGAACAAAGAUGUUUGGAGAUGACAGGAGUGAGUUUAAUGGAUAAAACAUUGAUGGUUCAAGGUGCUCGGAUUUCCUGUAGUCUUUGGGACGUUGGAGGCGAUAGGAGUUCGCUGGAUCAUGUUCCGAUUGCCUGUAAAGAUGCAGUGGCGAUUCUGUUCAUGUUUGAUCUUACUAGUCGGUGUACGCUCAAUAGUGUCGUUGGAUGGUACAGUGAAGCAAGAAAAUGGAAUCAGACUGCAAUUCCCAUACUAAUUGGGACAAAAUUUGAUGAUUUUGUGAGACUUCCUCCAGAUCUGCAAUGGACAAUUAUUACCCAGGCGAGGGCUUACGCAAAAGCUAUGAAGGCGACCCUUUUCUUCUCAAGUGCAACCCACAACAUCAAUGUGAACAAGAUCUUCAAAUUCAUCUUGGCCAAGCUAUUUAACUUGCCAUGGAAGGUAGAGAGAAAUUUGAAUAUUGGGGAGCCCAUCAUCGAUUAUUAGAAAACUCUCGACUUUUCUGUUCACUGGAUUCCAUUUGUACAUAGCUGAGAAAAAAGAAACGAAAAAUAAACCAAAAGAAAGAAAGCAAAAAGAAAAAGAAAAAGAAAAAGAGAAAGGAAGAUUUUUCAAUAUUCCAAGGAAUAAUUGACCCAACGACAACCCCUAUUUUUUUUUUCUUUUGGCCUAGAGCUCACCCCUAUCUUGCUAUUUCAUAUUGAUUACACAGUACUGUUUGGAAGAACAAAAUGUUUCAUUGGAACAAUUUCUUUUCUUCUUCUA